Arvicanthis niloticus (Nile rat) is the source of this 711-nucleotide messenger RNA. Lineage: Eukaryota; Metazoa; Chordata; Mammalia; Rodentia; Muridae. The record is from RefSeq and is a predicted model, not a curated record.
AUGCUAGCACGAGCUCGGCCUUGCUGGAAAGGAGGGCAGCACCGCCCGCGCGUCUUGGGCUCCCGGGGACCCAGCAACAAUCGGGGCGCUGGCGACAGCGAGCGGCCAGGGGCGCGUAGACAGGCCGACUGCGCGGACCAGCAACUGCAGAGGAAGCCGCCCAAGGCCUCGCGUGGGCGGGAACAAAGAAGCGAACACCCGAGCCCGGAGCCUGGAGUGCGGGUGCCAGCUCUCCGCGGCCUGGUGGAGCCCGCGCCGGAGGCCCGGGGCACGUGCAGACCGGAGUCCCUUGAGUGGCGCGCCCGGGACGUGAGUGCCCCUUGCCUUGCCCGGCACCUGACCCCUUCCCCGCCCACCGCGUGCGCUUUGGCACGGCUUCAAUCAUCCGAGCAGGCCCCGCCCUCCGCCGCGGCCUCCGCUAGCCUGGGAGGACGCACGGACCCGGGCUGCGGAGAUUCUGCAGCCGAGGCCCCUGAGCGGACACCACCACCACCACCACCCCGAGACGACGGCGGAAAAGCCACCCCCGCCAGGACGGAGGCGGUCAUCGCGCACCCGCUUUCUGCUCCGCUGGUUCCAGCCGGCGCGAGGACAAAACACGCGUGCGCCGGGCGGGCGGGCGCGCGCGCUACAGCUUCAGCAAGCGGUGCGAGGUGCACGCCGCCCUUUUGCCGGAGCAGCCGCCGCAGCAGCUCCGCCCUGGGGGACUGA